CUCAACAUUCUUUGAGUCCAUCAAGUGUGCGUGGACAAUGUUACGAUGGGGCAAGUAAUAUGCAAGGUUCUUGAAUCACUUGCUCUUGAUGCAAGGAGUAUGGAUGAAAGAGCCAAGGCAAUGGGACAUCUUGAAGCUUGUCAAACAUUUGAGAUUGCGUUUAUGUUGCAUUUGAUGAGAGAUGUCUUAGCAAUCACAAAUGAGCUUAAUAAAUGCUUACAAAAAAAAGAGCAAGAUAUUGCAAAUGCCAUGCUACUUGUUGAAGUAGCAAAGAGAAGGUUGCAAGUCUUAAGAGAUGAUGAAUGGGAUUCUCUUAUUGCCAAGGUAUCUACAUUUUGUAUCAAACAUGAUGUUUUGAUACCUAACUUUGAGGAGCCAUAUGUUAGCUCUUUAAGAUCCCGGCGGAAACUUGCUAACUACACAAUCUUACAUCAUUAUCGUGUUGAAGUAUUUUGCAAUAUCAUUGAUUGACAACUUCAAGAACUUAAUGAUCGU
Molecule: messenger RNA, 495 nt
Organism: Solanum tuberosum (potato)
Lineage: Eukaryota; Viridiplantae; Streptophyta; Magnoliopsida; Solanales; Solanaceae
Exons: 2
Coding region: 46-471 (141 amino acids)
Source: RefSeq, a predicted model, not a curated record